Messenger RNA from Oncorhynchus kisutch (coho salmon), 2299 nucleotides. Its product is annotated as olfactory receptor 11A1-like. The transcript has a single exon. Gene Ontology annotation, biological process: G protein-coupled receptor signaling pathway; detection of chemical stimulus involved in sensory perception of smell. Gene Ontology annotation, molecular function: olfactory receptor activity; G protein-coupled receptor activity; odorant binding. Bases 1 to 933 code for a protein of 310 amino acids. The record is from RefSeq and is a predicted model, not a curated record. Gene Ontology annotation, cellular component: membrane. Lineage: Eukaryota; Metazoa; Chordata; Actinopteri; Salmoniformes; Salmonidae.
AUGGAAAACUCUACUCACUACGAGGUCUUCAGGCUUGCUGCAUACGGUGAUAUCGGACAAUUGAAAUAUUUCUACUUUGCUGUAGUGACUGUUUUAUAUUUUGUCAUCAUUCUUGCCAAUACUUUACUUAUUGGAGUUAUCUGCAUUGAAAGAAGCCUUCAUGAACCCAUGUAUAUGUUUCUAUGUGCUUUGUUUGUUAAUCAGUUGUAUGGGAGCACUGGUUUGUUUCCUGCUCUCAUGUUUUACUUGCUGUCUGACACACAUGAUAUUUCCCUUCUUUAUUGUUAUCUCCAGAUUUAUGUGUUGUACACAUAUGCUCUAACAGAAUUUUGUAAUUUAGCAGUUAUGUCCUAUGACAGGUACAUCUCUAUUUGUUAUCCUCUACAGUAUAACAAUAUAAUGACACCUAAAACCAUUUGUGGCUUAAUUUUACUGUCCUGGGUGUAUUCUUUUUUCCUCAAUGCCAUCAUUAUCUCCCUGAGUUUGCGACUGCAAUUUUGUGGUAACAUUCUAGACAGAGUGUAUUGUGACAACUACUCAGUCGUCAAGCUUGCCUGUUCAAAUACUAUGCUGAAUAACAUAUGGGGUCUUGUUGUCACUGUGCUUUAUAUUUCUUGUACUAUAUGUCCUACCAUAUACUCAUAUGUAAGAAUUCUACAGAUAUGUUUAAAGUCUUCUAAAGAGACGAAACAGAAAGCAUUUAACACCUGUAUGCCACAUAUAGCCUCUUUGCUGAACUUCUUAUUUGGCUGUUUAUUUGUGGUUCUACAAGGCAGAUAUGAAACUGCAGAUCUUCCACCUAUACUUCGCACUAUUUUAUUAGUUUAUUUUCUGAUAUGUCCACCACUUUUCAAUCCUUUAAUGUAUGGCGUUAGGAUGGUUAAUAUCAGGCAGGCUUGUAAAAAGGUACUACGACUUUACCCUAAAACAUAAACAGAUGAUUUUUGUAAUAUUGAAUUGUGUUUUGUUACUUAUAGUUGCUAUCAUUGACUGUGCAAAUAUGUAUAAUUUUGCCAUAAUUUCUAUGUAGACCAAUGAUUCUUGUAAAGCAUCAAGUUUAUAAUGUAUUGUAACUGAGAAUGAUUUGUGUCAUAUUAGCUAGUUAACUGCAUAACUACAGAGCAUCAAGGGGCGCUGCCCUCCCUACCUUCAGGUUGUGCUCAAACAGAUGCUAACAGGGAUCUUUGGGACGACCCUACACCCCAACCAGCUCUGCCACCUCUGUUCUCUUGGCCCACCGUUACAUUUCUGCAAUGUAUAUGUAACAUGUCCUCAUGUUAUUCUAGCAGUGAUGGCUUAUGACAGGUAUGUCUCCAUUUGUAAGCUAUUUCAAUAUCAGAACAUUGGUAUAUUUUAUUAUUAUUAUUCCCAUAACUCUUUUCAAAUGUUUAUCACUUCAAGGCUCCCUUGUGCCGGAAACAAUCUGUUUUUUUGUGAUGACUAAGCAGUUGUUAAACUCUCCUGUUUUGAAAGUGAGCUGAGCAGCCUGUCUGGUACUGUAUAUCUACCAUAUCAAGUCUAGUGGUUUUACGUUUUGUGUUAGUUGUGCUCUCAUAUGUCAAAAUAGUAAAGUCUCAAAGGAGUCACGAACGAAGACUUUUAAUGUGUGUACCCCCCACUAGAACAUAUUCAUCAACUUCUCUGCAAACCAUCCUUUUUUCUGUUGUUUACAGGCACAGAGGUUGAUGUAUUAAUAUCAGUACAGUUCAUUCUUUUCCCACCACUGGUGGGAUGUACCACUGGUACAUCCUAUCAUAUAUGGUAUUAGGACCAAGAAGAUCAGGACAUGUGUUACAAAAAUUAUAAGAAGAAUAUUUCCGAACUCUUGAUUUUCCUCAUCGAAAAUCUGAACCUAAACUGGUACCAAUUAUGACUUUAGAUAUUACAGCGGCAGGGCAGGGUUGAUGGUUUGAAUCCCAGGUCUGACAGGAUCAUCUGCUAGAACUGAAUGUUUAUACAUUUGUUUUUAUCAUCAACCUAAUCUCUUCUCUUUUGUAUUGCAUUCUAUUUCUGUGAAUUCUUCUGCAUUUCGUUAAAUGUAUUUUACUGUUGUCAAGUCAAAUCAGUGAUGCUGCUGUGUGUUCUUCUAGCAUGUCAAUGGACAUGUAUGUGUGUUUCAGUGGGGUUGGGGACAAAGUAAAAUGAUGUAAUAAAUUCUGUUUCAACAAAUGGGCAAUAAAGUAUUCUUCUAGAAGUGACAGUUCUAGCAGAUCCUUUUGAUAUUUAGAUGAAAUUUGAAUUAGCAAGUGAAAUACACAUAAUUUCCUGUAAAAUAAAAGGGAUGAAUCCAUUUUCUUGA